AUGGCACCUGUCGCUCAAGGCGACAUCGAAAUGGACAGUCAUACUUCGGACAUGGCCAGCCAGGACUCCCCGCUGCGCCGACAAUUCUCCGAACCUCUUCAUGGCCUUUCGGCCUCCACACAGGCAUCGCCAUACCCUUCUCCUGUACCGCAGAAGUCGACAUGUGACUGGUGCGGAGAGGAUUUUGAAUCGUCUCAUAAAGACGCCCUCAAGCAACAUAUUGCCACCGUACAUCCGCAAAUCGCUAAGCGCUCGUAUAACGAGGCUGUCAAUGGAACUCAUUCCUAUGAUACUGACGAGCAGCUUGACGCCGACGAUGAUGAAGAAGAGAACGCUGCUCUUGAUGAUCAAAUGGGGGAUGUAGAGGAAGCGGAAGCAGAAGAUGAGGAAGAGGACACGAUAGAGGCCACUGAGAAUGGCAUCGCGGAAGGUGGCGAAGCCACCGCGACGUAUGAAAACGAAAACGACCAGAAUGACAUCGAUGAAGAGGAUGCCGGUGUCGACGGUGACGCUGAAGGCCCCGAAGGAGAGUCCGACCUUGCACUAUCAAACCAGCUGCACGAAUUCUCCCGCGAACAAGAUUCCGUCACUCUAGAAAAGCGCCUGCACAAUCUUUGGAAUAUUCAUGAUAUCCGCAGAUUCUCUACAGACUACGAUGAGACGUAUGCCGGUCUGGAGAAAAACUGGGCGCAUGUCUUUGAUGAUGCUAAGCGCGCCAAACAACGCGACCCGUCCGAUUCUUUCACAAGACCGGAACCAUAUAGAAAGCCCAAGGUGGCUAAAGGGGAAUUUUUGGAAAUAACCCCUCUUGAGGAUCUCCUGGCUCAGCUUCGUGACGCCGAGAAACGCUCGCAGGAUGAGCUUUACGCCAUCACCGAAAACGUGGCCCAUGUCUUGAAAGCAUGGCAGGACGAGUAUCUGGCUAUUGAAAAGCUCCACAGGGUUGCAACUCGUCACAAUGUAAAGCAACCCAGCGGGCCGCGGAAGCUCGACCGGCGGGAAGUUUUCGAAGACAAGAAGGAGGCAAUGCUGUAUGGGUACAAACACGACCCCAAGGAAGAUAAGGUUGGCAACCAGAACCCGUUCGUUCAGGGCGGGUUCAAGCCAACGCCCGCACAGGCGAGAAAGAUCAUCGCCAAAUCGAGUUUGCAUUCUAGCGAGCCGAAUCCUGACGGCUGGCCGACUAUCUCCAAGUUCGGCGUGGAGCAUGUUCCGAAAUUCCAGAAUCCUCCGCGCGAGGAUUUCGUGGGAAAGGCAACUCGCAAGCGCAAGGCUGCCGAGCUGGAAGCCGCCAAAGCCAAUGAGACCGACGAUGCACUCGCCGAGUCUCCUGCUCUUGCAGACCCCGAGGCAGAAAAUGCAGGAAGGCGACGCACUCGCACCCGCCGUUCGGCCGCAGAGGCCGAGUUCCAAUCUCCGGUUCCAACACGUGGGUCUACUCGAGGCCGCGGAAGAGGCCGUGGACGGGGGGCAGCCCGCGCGGGCUCUCGUGCGGGAUCUGAGGCUCCUCAGUUCGAAGCGGCCGCCGGCCCAGCUCGUGCGUCGGCUCGAGUACCUGGUCGUGAAGGGGCGGUUCCAACGUCAGGGUUGCUGCAGGCACGCACCGCAACGUCCCAGCUCGCGCCGCUUGAACCGGCACCUAGCGGCGCGCAAGCACGCGCCUCCCCCGCCGCCAUCAUCAUCGCCGCGGAAGGACAUCCGGACAGUGCCUUGGACCCGGCGGAACAGGCUCGACGCGACAAGAUCGCCAACUCCAAGAAUCCGAAGCGCACGGAAGCUAUGCUGAACCACUGGGCUCGAUUCAAUCGAGAAGGGCGGACGCGCAAUCCCAAACGGUCGAAAGCCCAGAUUGAGGCUGAUCGGGCCGCCGAAGCGGCGAGAAAGGCAACCGAGCCCCCGAAGAUUGUGGGCAAGAAGAAGAGGUUGAGUAGCCCGACGUUCGGCGAUACUCCGAAUACCGACCUUGGUCUCGCUGCGGCACCCACGUUACCAGCACCCGCCUCGCUGGCGCCCGGACCCCCAGGGCCACACCCCCAACUGGCACCCAUGCCGGCUCCUCGCGGCUCAAUGGCCCCGUAUGCUCCUAUUGACCCCCGAGCUGUGGCGCCCUUUCCUCCUGGGCCUCCGGGCCCUCUUCAGCCCCCGCCUCCGCAGCCGUAUCACACACCUUAUCCGGAUUUCUACAACUUUUAUGGAGCUCCCGGCGCUGGUAUGCCUCAUGCAGGGCGUGCUCGGCCCAAUUGA
This is a messenger RNA of Aspergillus melleus, 2244 nucleotides long. RefSeq lists its product as uncharacterized. The record is from RefSeq and is a predicted model, not a curated record. The transcript has a single exon. Bases 1 to 2244 code for a protein of 747 amino acids. NCBI's taxonomy places the organism in Eukaryota, Fungi, Ascomycota, Eurotiomycetes, Eurotiales, Aspergillaceae.